AUGGAAACAAGACAAUAUACGUCCACCUUGGUCAGUAAUGAUAUUCAGUUGAACCAAGUGGUUUAGCCACUAAAUAAAGCCUGGGUUAAACGUGGAUGAGAGUUGAUGAGAGUUGGUAGUCACGCAUUGUUACAGGGGAAAUUUGAAGCUCUAGAUUAACAAAAUAAAGGUUUGACGAGUGUUCCAACUAUGUUUCAACUUAAAUAGAAUAUAUGAUAGUGUUGGGAAAGCAUUAAGAACAGCUACCCGUGACUGUCAACUCUCAUGCGCUCGCAUCCUCGUUUCAUCCUGGCUUAAGUUAAUUAUUGUAAAUUCAUAUUUAUAUGCCGGUUAACUGAAAUUGUUUCUUACAGGUUAUGAGAACACAUUUCAUUCUCAUUGCUGCUUUGGUUUCAGUUGUCAAAGGAGAUCUCUAUGGUGAGUUAAUUAAAAUAAAUUUAACUAAUUUAAUCAAGCAAUAAAUCAUUACUAUCCCUAGAUGAAGAUUUUGUAAGAUCGAAAUAAUCUGUUAACGUCGCAGUAUAUAUUAAGUUAUAAAGUUAUUAGCCUCGACCUUCGCCUUUGGCUGGUAACAAUUAGCGUGUAUAUAAAGGAACCGCAGCACCUGGCGAAAACCUGUUGUGUUUGAUAGAGUCAAACUAGAAGCACUCUUCUCAAGUGUGACUGAGGUGAAAUUAUAAUCAGACAACUGCAUAUUCCAGAAAUCAAACCUGAGGCAUUUAAUAAGGCACUACCCACAGUACCCGACCACCCAAACUGAUCAACGUUAUCCUGCAUUAUCCCUAGAUGAACACAAACUUCACCACUUCAGCGUAUCCACUACAUCAACAUUGACCACGUCAGCUGACGUGUACAAACAUGGCGACCGCGCUCUGAAAUGGUCCUGGAAACCAGGCGACAGUCUAACACUGGACCUGUCCCAUGAACCUGUGCGUGGUAGACAAUUAUACCGGGGCGGAAUUAAGAUAUGGUUGUACCUACGGAAAAUCAUACCCGGGGAAAUGACCCUAUCAUUUUACACCCUGGUCAACCGGGCUACACCCGCGCAACCUGAAUGUGACUUUAGUAUCUCCCUAAAAUUUACAGGGUGGCGGGCAGUAUGGGUUAGUUUUCAGGAAUGCAAGCUUAGACGAUCUAUGUCGCCGUUAUAUCUAAUGCGGAUCCAGGCUCCCUUUUGGCACGCGGGCGUGAUAUACUUUGAUCUACUCCAUAUUCUUCGGAAAAACAUGGGUAAACAGUCACGUGACAGUAUAGUCCCUCCAAUCAGAGGCGCGAAACGUUCUCGAAGUUCUUGGCAGCAAACGUAUCAUUGGAAUUUAAUAAAACCAAACCAGGAUAUAUUUAAUGAAUUUGAACUAACCGAUGAACAAUUACGUCAUUUGAAAGAGAUACGUUUGAUCAAGACGCGGUUAAGAGAUUGGUACCGAGUGAAAGGACAAUCAACAUAUGAACUAACAGGUUAUCACAGAACGCGUUGGUUUAGACUUCGAACUAAAAUAAAGCGCGCUCGUGGGUAUUUACAAACGCUAAACAUCACGAAGACAAAAGAUGGUUUCAUAAAAGGCACGCCGCUUUUUUCCCGAAAUUCCGAGUACGGACAACUGUCGAUAUCUGCACCCGACAUAAAGUUCGGUUUCAUGUUUCGAGACGUUUUGCUCCCCUUGGCAUUUGAGUAUUACUUUGCAUCUAGGAAAGAAGAAAUUCAUAAAACUAUUGAAAUAAAGUUGUCAAAACUCAAUCACCCGAACACAGAGAGAGCCACAGUAGAAAAGCUUGUAGGUUUUGAUAAAGAAUUGAUGAACAUAUUUUACGACAAAUAUAAGUUAGGUAUCAGGACUUUAACCAAAUACAAACUGCGCAAGGCAUUGAGGGAAAUUAACCAUAAGAGAUUUCUAAGGAUAAAAAGGAUAUUUGAGUACAUUAUAGAUCAAGGCUGGGCAGUUGGGAGUGCAUUGGGAUCACUGGAUCAUGAAAUGAUUCGUAGUAGCAAAGGAUUUGUGACGUCAAUAUUUUUACUUCAUCAACAGCUGCGGCGCUCAAGUUUGUUACUGCAGCUCAUAGACAUCACGAAAUGGUACCUGGAGUUUGGCGAGUUGUAUCAAAAACCAUUUGAAUCUGUAGGAACAACUGCUGACCGCUUGAGAACGCUGUUUCUUUACCGACUCAUGUGUGUAUUAGUGAUGCCUGAAGCGACGCUCCAAGAAGCGUUAGAUAAGAUGCGCGAUAUGAGAGCUUUGACGGCCUGGUACGAGAAUGCGUUAAGUAUUAACCCAGCUUUAGGAGGCACUAUAAAACCAGAUUAUACCGGUUAUCAUCACCAGUCAUUUUAUCCAAACGAUUACGUGUUACCAGGCCUCUUGACCGCGUCACACGUGGUUUAUAUACUGAGAGGGACUGAGUACGAGGUAUCAGAAACGAGUCGAGACAAUUUGAGAAACGCGAUUCAUUUCAUGCGCUUGUUGUCUGAACAGUACAUUAUUCCUAACAGUGUUACUAACGCAAGCCCUACGAUAGGUAAGCCUGAGCUUAUCUGCCUCAUACCAGCUUUUGCUUAUGCAGUACUUUGGGAAGACUCGCAAGAUUUAAUUCCACACAAGACUCGCUCGCAAUACCAACACAUCGGGUCACUUCCACACCGGACGAAUGAAAUAGAGGCAAACUUAAUUCCACACAGCUCUUCCACGCGAGAUUACCACGCGGGAUCACGCACACGCAGGACGUACACGCGCGAUAAACACGCAGGCUCAUUUUCACGAAAGACGUCCACGCACCACGCGAGGUCACCGUUACACAAUGAAAGUAUUCGCGCGUUUCUACGCAUGUUCAAUGAGUCGAAUAGAGACGUACACGCCUAUUUGAAGCGCGGCAAAUGGUGCUCGUGGAAGAGUUCAUAUAUGUACACCUUAGGGUCUCUUUCGCUUCUGUACGAGUUAAAGCAACGCGCUAUGGAUCUUGGGAUUGAUGCAGAGCCCGCCCCACAAGGCAACUGGGCAAAGAACUUCGCAGCACUCUCCAUACACCGUCGUCAGGGCUGGGUUGUAACUGUGAAAGGAUUUAAUAACUUCAUCUGGGGGCACGAAUCAUCGCAUCGUGGCAACGAAUAUGGUAGGUACCAAAGCUAUGGGCAGCUAUUGAUCGCUAAUACUGAUUACGGGUUAAAGGCGCAUGAUAUCGACCGCGGUUGGGAUUGGACACGACUACCGGGAACCACUACGUUGCGUAUGCCUGUAGAACAACUCCGAGACAAGGAGACGAGGUUUUAUAAUCCAAAGAGUCUGUGUGGUGCGAUGCAUUUCCAAGGUACGAGUCAGUUUCGAAAUGGUGUUUUCACCAUGGACUUUGAACGACCAGGAUAUAGUGAUAGGGCUGCAGAAUUCUGGUUUAAAAAGUCCGUGUUCUUUUUCGACAAUUUGCUAGUGUGUUUGGGAAGCGAUAUAAAGGCAAAACGGUUUAGUUUCAGACCAGCUGAAGUAGAGACAACGUUGUUUCAAAAUAUUGGUCAGUUUGGAGAUAAAAGUCAUUCUAUCAGAUUAAAUGGUUACGAGAUUCCUUUAGGAAGGCAACAGCAUGCGCGGAGGUUUAUAUGGUCAAUAAAUUCACCGGGUAUGUUAAUGGAUGUUAAUCAGAAUGGCUACUAUAUCUCCCGCGCGGGCAAGCAAGACCUCAAUGUCUGGCUUGUGAAUCAAACGUCAACCAACACCCGCAAAAGAGCGGGCGGAUAUUACGCAACGGCGGUAUUACGCCACGGCGGUAACCCGAAAGGAAUAAAUUACGAGUAUGCUGUUUUAGUGAACACAUCUUAUGAAAAGCUGUAUAGAAUGACUUGCGAGCAGGAAAGACUACGCGGGAUACCACGGUACGAAGUGCUACGUCAAGAUAGCCGUGCUCACGUAGUAAAGUUCAACAACUCCCCACGUUUAGGGAUAACAACAUACGGGUACUCCGUAUUCACAACACGCGCCGUUCUACCAGGACCGCUACGGAUGGUAGGGGAUCCAUGUGUACUUAUGGUAGAAGAUGGGGGUAGAAAGAGCAAACGACUGGUAAUAGGUCUAAGUUAUCCACAGAUGAAUUUCAACUCGACUAAAAAGAUGAGAACUUCCCAAGACGUGCGAGAAGAGGAAUUAUAUUACAUGCGAAGUCAAGAGAAAAGGAUCUGGGUAUUGUUACGAAGUAAAGUACAGAGAGACGAUUUUCGUGUGUAUGUCGAUGGGAAGGUAGUGGAUAAACAAGACGUUGAUGGAUAUGUAAGGAUAUUUCCUCUCUAUGAGGAGGCAAGCGCAGGAACAUUGGUGUAUUUCAAAAAUUUGCUAAACGGUUUUACAACGGAAGUUCAUCUACGGCGAAUUGUAAGUUCCAGUGUGGAAGCACGACAUACACAACACUAAAAUUCUAUAAAUAAAUAAUAAUAAUUUGAAUGUAUACGCAUUGCAUAUACUAUCAGGAAAACUAAACAUAAUUUAUUUAAUAGCUAUUUAAUGAACAUAUCCGUAGAGGUUUAUACUAUGUCCAUAGGCUAUCUCCGUAUGUAAAUAUAUGUUUUGCUAUUUCGUGUCAAUAGUUGAUACAAUUUUUCUAAUUGUACCGCAAUGCAUUCUUUGCCCUCUGAGUUGGUUAAAAAGAUAGGUAUGAUUGUUUAGAAACUAAGAAAUUGCCACAAUGGGCGACCCACAUCACUGCUUGAAAUGAAGCUCCGCCAUUGCAGAGACGAAAGUCACAUACACUACAAAGUCACAUACACUGGGGGGGCAGGAGGGGCAGCCGCCCCGUUGCCCUUUACCAGGAGGGGCAAGGGGGGCUAAGGUGCCUUUUCAAUUUAAAGGAUUGCCUUGGCGAAAUAGCGAAUUGUCAGAAAUGUUAGUGCAAUUCUUUUACGAAUUUGCUUCAAGAAAUGCAGUCAUCGAGCUUCAAGAAUAGCACAAUCGCCUGGCGGAGAACCCCCUCACACCCCUAUCAUCCAAUAAAUAGAAAACAUGAUUAGGCGAAGUUCAACUCCCGAUGUUUUGCAAACAUCUCUUAGUAUAUAUCAAUUCAAAAGUGCCCUUUCACGAAAAUCUGCCCCCCUUGCCUUCACAUCGUUCCGGCGUCCCUGACGCUAUUUGUCCAUUCCAAACUUUAUCUGCGACAGCUGUUUACGCCUGUUCACUAAUUCAGAUAGAAAUCUCAUUCAAAAUGCAAAGUGGAAGGAAAUGAUCGUGCUAGGAACUUGUAACAACUUUUAUGAAUACGACAAAAUUAUCUAGUCAAACUCAUUAAUAAUUCAUGAGCGAAUUAGCCAACCAUAUUGCUUUAGUUUGCUCACAUAAUAAUACUGGAUACCUGAUGAAGUAUAUUGAUCCUGUCCUUGGACUGGUCAAAAUUAAUUCAGUCCUUAGACUGGAUCCAAAUUAAUACACCUCACUAGUGAUUCAUUCGUAUGAGUUGUCAUUUCAAAUCCUCCAAUUCGGACUGGACUAGAUUUCAAGUGCUCGCAUUUUGAUUUAGUCCUCGGCUUCGCUUCGGACGUGAUCAAAUUGCGCGGACUUUAAAUCUAUUCCAGUCCUCAUAGAGUCGUAUUUGAAAUAUCACUUUACAACAUUCUUCCGGAAAUACGCCACUUUGGCUACAGAGCCUCGCUUUCGUGCACGUGACAUUAGUCAAAGCCUAACAUCUCAAACAAGAAAACGAGGUUCUAUAGCCAAAAUGACGUGUUCCGGAUGUAGUUAUUGUAUGUGGAGCGUGUUUUCCUCGAAAAUGGCCGCCAUAUCGUUGUGUUAUAAAUCUCAAGGAAUUCGGAAGUUUAAAUAUUUAAUUGUAUAUACUGUAUUAGGACUAGUCUGUUAGUGUAAAGGAAACGGCUUUUGUAAUAUAGUAUAUUGUAUAGUAUAUAUCAUGUAUUGAAGAUUGACAUAAGAUAAUCGGUCGAAACAUGUUUGCAACUAGGUUUUGUCUUAUUCAUAAAAGUUAUUAUAUGUAUACAUAUUUCAGUGUCACACGUACUCAUUACGACAUACAUACAUACAAUACUCUGUUUCACAUUUUGCAUGACAAUUUAAUUUCUUGAAAACUUUAAAAUUUGCCAAAAUUGCGCUGCUUAUGAAAACGUUUUUCAAAAACAACAAAGCCUCAAAAUAGAGGUACUUACCGUUAACGUUAAUUUGGUUUUGUCAUCUCUGCAUGGCGCCAACAUCAGUGAAUCAUUUUCCUGAAAAUAAAGACUAGGCGAAUCAAUGCAUAGAAACAACGCAAUGUUUAAAUGACAGCGCAAUUUUCAAUGGAAGCCAAGCAAUUUUAAAGCAAUCCAAGUCUAAGCAAUGCAAAAACUAAUUUAAUAAGCGGAUGGCCGCAAUAUACGAUGAUUAAUGGGAGGCACUUAACCGUAGCUGAUAAACGCCAUCCUACGAACAUUAUAAUGGAAGUCAUAUCAGAUAAAUGAACGACUCCCGACAAAAAGUAAUUAUGACUUGAUGUUCUAAGUUGGACCGCGAGUAUCAUUAUGUGGAGCGCCGCAGAGAGUUUAACUCGCAUAUAUACACAACAAAAAAAGGGAAAAUGUUUGUGUGAAUAUGUUUAAUUAUUCUAAAGAAUCUAAAGAUGAAAUUGAAAGAAUGACAGAGGCUUCAAACUGAGUACAUCCAUACGAUAUUGAGGUAAGUUUUUACAUACAUGUACUAUAAUAUCUGCAUGAAUAUGUCUUUUCUGUCAUGCAGACCUUGUAACUUCGCUCUCUAUAUAUAUUUAUAUAAUCGUGGAAUACCCUAUAGUUAUUAAAGAGUUAUAAUUAAUAUUCAAACUGGGAUCCAUGCAGUGUAUGCUGUAGGCACUAUUUACAAUAAGCUGUCGUGGUUCGUGCUGGAACUAAGUGAAACUAAAUCUCAACCGUUCAACGCUUCAAGCUAAACUCCUUGGAAUGAGGAGCAAACAAGUGUGUUUUUCAUUUAGUUGAGACGCGAAACUAAAAACAGCUGCUUUAGAAUUGAAUAUCAUGCAAUAUCGAUCAGGUUUUUCAAAAUAGUUUAAGCCGCACACAGUGGCGCGCAUCGGCUAUAUCAGUAAUAAAGUCUAAAAGGAUUAAAGCUUCACCAUACUGAAAAAAAUUAACAAGAAGGGAUAAUAUAUAAAUUAUAUAUGCUUAAAAAGGAAAUCUAUUUACACUUGAAUGACGCGUCAGGCUGCAAGUUACACGAUAGUAGUAUAUAUGUCGCAAUAUUUCUGUUAUUCAAAAUUGAAAUUUAUGUUAUUUUUGUAUGAGUUGUCUACUCUACAUGAAUUGUACAAAUGUACAAUGAUAUAGUAGUAGUAUGUCGCAAUAUUUCUGUUAUUCAAAAUUGAAAGUUAUUUUGUUCUGUAUAAGUAGUCUACUCUACAUGAAAUGUACAAAUGAACAAUGCUCAUCAAGAGCCGAAUGGAGAGCAAGUUCGUAAUCGUAUUUCAUUCUUUUGUGUUCAGCCGUCAGUCGGCAAGUAUGUUAAUGAAAAACACUUCAAUGUACGUUUUAAACAAACGCACAUGCAUGUAUACACACCAGUCAUUAGCAUAUGCAUAUAUAAUUUGGAUAAACACAAUUUUUGACAGGCAUAGAAUCAGUUCAAUAAAUAAUGAAGGCUUCAUCAAGAUUCGCGCUGCAACUGCACUGUGUAAAAGCUCGUUUACACUAUCAAAGUUUCCGAGAUCACAGUUGGAAUUUUGCACAGACAAAUUCUAAGUUUCGAAGGAUUUGUAAGAAAUGUUUGAGGGAACUGGUUCAGUGUUUUAAUCCUGGUGUUUGGAUUGAGAGCCCAUUUCCACUCAACAAAAUAUUCCACGGACAGAAACUAUUUCGAAAAUGUCAUUGCUAAAAGUUGAAAAUUUUCAACUUCAAAAUAUUUUUCCGACGGAAAAUUUGUGUCGGCCAAUCACAUUUUACAAAAUUUUCUUUCAGCGGAAAAUUUCCUGAGUGGAAAUUCAAGGUCGACUUUACUGAUGUUGACCCUACCCUGCUGCCCCGCAGUAACGUUUGAAUGUAAUCACUCAGGAGUUUUUAGUUACUAUCUAGUUUAACUUUAGGACUUGAAUAUUUUUUUAAACUUUUUCCAAUUCUAAUAAACAAUAACUCACCGUUCAAAACAUGACGUUGUCCCAUCACGCACAUAACAUCCCACCUGCAAUAGUUUAAAAUUGGAAAUUAGAUCGAUAUUGUUGAUCAUUUGUCGUGCUCUUGACUUGUGCAUUCACAGCACGGGUUCCACCUGCUGUGCGACUUAGUUAAGCCUCUCCUACCGUACAUAUAUCUGAUGUUUCGAGAAAUGCCGUCUAUAAAGCAUGUAUGGGAUCACAUAAAAGCUAUCUAGGAUCCACGGUAUCUGAAGAUUUGUGGUAAACCGUAGAAUGAAAGGGUUAAUUCAGGUAUAUACUUAUAACUUAUAUAUUUUAUAUUUAGCAUUAGUCUAAACUUCUGGUCGUUUCUACAAUAACACUUAUUUGAUCAGGGGAUAGGAUCACGCAAAAGUAAAAUACGACGUGAACGAUGUCUGUGGAACGUUUGUGGUAAAAUAAUGAAAGGGUCGAUGUGUAAAAAACAUAUUAUUCAAAGAAACUACAUAAAUUUGAUAUUUUGUAAAGGCUCUUUUCCACUCAUCGCCGGCAAAAACCAACUCCCAAGCGACUAUCAAUAAAACUAUCAAUAAAACUGUGGAGCAUUGUGAUCGGAAAGUAUAUGUACACGCAGCAAACUUGCGAGUUGACUGUCUUGCGAUGAACAAGAACAAGCAACUGUUCAAAAGGUUUUCUUUUACUCCAGUGGGACAAAAGGCAUUGUUCGAAGGCUGUAUAUUCACUUGAUAAUGUUAAAACAUUAAAUACUAUAGUCCAUGAUAUAUCCCGAAAUGUACGUUUAUUCAUUCAAAAUACUUGAGACUGAAGAGUGAAGAUCUUUUGCCGUGAUGCCAUCUGAACAACAGUGUCAACAUUCUGAGAUAUCCGGUUGACUGAUUGCUACGGUAACGAGAGUGGUUAUAUAUUAUAACUUAUGCAACCAUCCCAAGUCAUCAAUGUUAGCCAAUCCGCAAGGCUGCCAGAGCGGACAUUCGAUAAACAAUUAAUAAGCAAAACUUUGCAAUUAUGAUCUAUAUACGUGUAAGGAAUAUUUUAGGUUUGUUGUGAUGAUCGUAAUAGAAAACAAUUAUCGACGUUAAUUAAUCCCAAUUUAGUUUUCAAUAAUGAAUGUAUCCGAAAUUCUAAUGAAUGUAUCCGAAAUUCUAAUGAAUGUAUCCGAAAUUCUAAUGAAUAUUUUAUUGCAACGUUAAUGCUUGCUUAUAAGCUCAGUGUCAAUGGAGAAACUCUCAUGUAUUUUAAACUUUAUUAAUACAAGUCAGUUUCACUGGUAUAGUCAUUUAUUAUUAGACUACCUUGUUCCUAUAAGUAUCAACCGACUUUUGUAGUCGAUCGCUGUAUGUCUAUAUUCAACUUGCUUAACAACUUGUCCUUUCUUAGCAAUGGUGAGCCGACCAGUGAUGACAAGUGUUGGACGUGAAAAAGUGAUCAUAAAUGUGAGUGGACGACGGUUUCAAACGUGGCGAAGCACGUUACGCAAACACCCGGAUACGUUACUGGGCAGCGAUCAUAUGCUGACGGAUUUUUACGAUCACAAGAAACAAGAAUACUUUCUAGACCGUGAUCCUGACGUCUUCCGCCAUAUUUUAAGUUAUUAUCAAGGCGGUAAGCUUCAUAUUUCUCACGCGGACUGUAUGGAGCUGUUUUAUGACGAACUGAAGUUUUAUGGUAUUUCAAAUAGUACUGUCCACGAGUGCUGUUGGGGCAAUUGUUAUGAGAUGUCUUUAAAAAUGCUGAAAUACACCAGGGAAAAGAAUGAGGAUCAAUGUACAAAGUGGGGAAAGACGAGAGGCAACAAAUUUCGUAGAAUCCGGAAAAACAUUCACAGUUUCUUAGAAAUGCGCAAAGAUUCAUUCUCGGAAAGAUUAUUCCAGUACGUGGUUGGUGGUUUUAUUUGUUUGAGCAUCGUUUGCGCUGUCAUGGCUACGCUCCGCUGUGACGGCGACUCAAAAACCUGGGAACAAUGUUAUUUGAAAGUUUUUGAAACUUUUGAUAUCAUAUUUAUGUGGGUCUUCUCGUUGGAGUACGCGUUGCGUCUCUUCUCGACGCCAUGUUUUGGAAAAUUUUUCAAAGACAAAUUUAAUCUCUUUGAUUUGGCCGCUAUUUCACCGUUUUAUAUUGACCUGGGGAGAAGAUGGUUUGCUGACGACAGCGUUGCCAUGGGAACUGAUCUCUGGGACGUGUUUCGUGUACUUCGCGGGAUUCGUAUUCUAAAACUCGCGAGACAUUCGUGGUUUAUGCGUAAAUUUGGGCGGCGUCUAAAGAAAGCUGUGACAGAUUUGGGGUUUUUAUAUUUUGCGUUUGCCCUUGCUAAUAUUUUCUUUGCAAGCUGUCUUUAUACAGUGGAGAUUCUACAAGGCGAGGAGACAUACAAGAGCAUACCGGACACUAUGUGGUAUACAGUGGUAACUAUGAUGACGCUAGGGUAAGUGUGGAUAUUAGAAAUAUUAGACCUAGAUCAGAAUGCGUGCUCCUAUCCUUUCUCAGUUAAGUGAGGCCACAUUAACUUUUCAAAAUGGCCGAUUUAACGUCGAGACACACUGGACGCGAUUCGACAACGCGACGCGAUUUUGCGAUUUUCACUGAGCGAUAACUUUGAUCCUAGUUUAAAUUUUCCAAAUAUUUAGAAGUGAUAUAACAUUUUGAGUUAUUCGGUCUACAUAUCUUUCAAAAUUUGCUCUCAUUGGCUGUUUUAUUAAUUUUCAAAAACUAAAAAAUCGCGUCGCGUUGUCGAAUCGCGUUCGGUAUGUCUGGACCUUUACAAGGGCAAAUUAAUCUCGACAAAUCCAACAUGGCCGAUUUAUAAGGGCCACUUUAUAAUUUUUGUUUUCAAUUUGGACACCAGUCACGUGACCAACCACGCAUUCUAGGUCAAAUUAAUUUUAAUAUUAGGAAUUGUUUCAGAAAAUAAUCUUAACUUAAUUAAUAAUCUCAAUAAUCAAAUAGUCAAAAUAAUAAUCCUAAUCCUAAUAACCAAAUAAUCUUAUAAUCCUAAUCCUAUUAAAACUAAUCCUUACUCGACUCCUACAAUGUAAUGAAUGUAUCGAAGCAAUCUUCAGCUCAAAUAUGGUUUUAUUUUUUCUUGCUAGAUAUGGCGAUACAGUGCCACGAACGAUCUUAGGAAAGAUAAUGGGAGCUUUUUACUGUUUAUUUGGUAUUAUCAUCCUAGCGCUGCCCGUUCCAAUAUUACAAGAUGUCGGAAGCUGACCACGAGACGCCUCCACCCGCAUUUAAGGAAAGGAAAACAGAGCCUGAUACUCAGGCCGCUUUUACACUAUAACGCUACGCCUACGGCUAACAUUCCGUUAAAAAUUCACUACGUAUCUUAGUGAUUGUGUUUACACUAUAAUGGAGUGGUUUGCUGUAGUGGUUUGAUGUAGUGGACUAUUGCGUUUGGCACUCCGCAAACAAAUCAAUACGCUGCGGUAAAUUAUCUUAGCGUCAUAGACAGUUUAAUUAAACGCAGCCUGUUUGACUAAUUAGUGAGCUUAAUUAACCAAGCGAUGUUUUCGAACUCGUUCAAAUUUUGAUGAGAGUUGAUGAAAGUUGACGAGAGUGUUUGCUUGUUUGACCUGUAACACCCAGUGAACUCUCAUCAACUCUUUUGCAACUCUUGUGCAACUCUUGUGCAACUCUUGUGCUCGUUUGACCGUGCACGUGAGUUAAUGAAACUCUCAUGUUUCAAACCCUCGCUUCCCGCUCUCAUCAACUCUCAUAAUUCUCGUUUGGCCCAGGCUUUAGAACGUUGCGCUUUCAAAACAAAUAAUUUUGUCAAGAGAAUAGGCGCGCUUUGUAGAAUUAUGUAUUUAUGUAUAAAAUAAGACAAAACCAAACGAGUAACUGGGUGGUAUGCAGAACAGUGAAAUCUUCAAAACAAUAAAAAGGCCACUCCAAAUUAGACUUUAGUUUCCCGUCCGGGCCUUAUUUCAAAUUACACGCGGGCGGGCGGGCCAUUUCCAUUAUCCAUUAUGGUGUCUGAACGAAUCUGACACGACCCAUUAUUCCAUGAAAUAGUUACACAUUUUAAAUAUCCAUUGAACCACGUUACUACGUCCUGUUUUGUUUUUUUUGUAUGCAUGCAGAAAUGAAAGCCAGGAUAUUAAUUAACCUUACGUUCGAAAAUCAAAACGUGUAACGGAAGUGUCUAGCUCAGCGGUUAGAACUUUACUGUAGUAAAAACGAACAAAAACAAGAAUUCAAGCUCUUUCAUAAAAGUUUGAACAAUUUUGUUUUGAUUUUUACGUAUUAUAUGAUAAAUAUGUAUUUCUUGAACGAUAGAUUUUUCGAAAACUGUGCAUUAUCAUUAUUCUUAGUCAUAAAGGUCAAAUAAUGGAAACAAAUUAGGAAUAAUGGACAAAUCAUGCGGCCAGUUCUAGGAGACGCGGCGGGCGGAGGACGGGAAACUAAAGUCUAAUUUGGAGUGGCCAAAACGUUCCGAUCACUGGAUUGUGACAACUUUUGUGAAGUGCCAUGCAAAUUCGAAACAGUGAUAUACUACUACGCGUUGAUUAGCACGUCUUCAAAAUGAAUUACAUUUACAUAAUAAGACGCAAUAUGGCGUUAUCCAUGUCAGUUUUGUUUUGACAAUACUCGCCCGUUUUGAAUCCAAACAAAAAACAUUCAAUUAUAAAAUAAAGCAAUAGGAAUUACUUGUUUUAAAAAUGUUUUGCAAAAAUAAAUGUUAUAGUUUGUUGAAUAUAAUUAACAUAAGUAAUAUAAUAAUAGCUCAAUCUACAUAACUAAAAUGCUUGCAAUCUUGACUUAUUACUGUUAUUAGAAUGCCCAGAAAUGUAUUGAUUUGACGUGACUUCAUCUAAUUGCCGUGUCGUAACACUAUGCGUGUACAACAAACAAAUUGCAAGAACAUUCAUUUGCGUAUUAAUGUCAAACUCAGAGUCCAAAUUUAUGCAGUUUUGUCCUACAAAUGUUUUGUCUUCAAACAAAAACAGUCUGGUUGUUUUAGAUUAAAAUAAAGAGAACUUAAAUAUUCCAAAACGUGUGUACAAACACACAUCAAAACACAUUUGAUUUCCAGAAUACGCUCAUUAAAGCUCUCAUCCUUCAGAAAAAAUGUCACAAUUAAAAAAAUUAGAACACCUCUUUACAUGAGUGUGAAGUAGUAUUUUAUGCCGCUGGAACAUAAUAUGCGGUGGCUUAAUUAUGCAUACAAAUAGAGGCGCUUGCUUGCUCCUUAUUAAAAAUUAACACAGUUAACCAGUAAACUUGCCUAUACACGCAAUUUAAUAAACUACUUCAAUUCUUUUGGGAUAAUUGCGCGAUAUUAGAAGAGAUUAAUGCCUUGGAGUACACCUGGAUGCAUUUUUAAAGAGUGCUGAGUCUUACAACUUGGAAAUUGUGCAGUAUUUUAGCUUACUUUUGAUGCAGUGAGGGGUAAAUGUUGUAUACAACUCGCCAAGGUUGGCACCUGUUUGAGUGUAAUAAUAUUGGAGUAUGCUAAAGGUUUUUUAAAGAUAUUUGUUGGAUUUCAGCUCGUGCUAAUGGUUCAGUAUCCUUAUGCCUACAAGCCCACGUUUGUCAGAAAACAGUGCAGGGAAUGACCGCGUACGAAUCACGUUUAACGUUAGCGGGAAACGCUUUGAAACAUGGAGUGGCACGCUAAAACGUUUCCCCGAUACGUUGUUAGGAAGCGCGAUGAUGGAGCGGUUUCAUAACUCCGAAACUGGAGAAUAUAUUUUGAACAGAGAUCCGCUCAUAUUUAAAUACGUUCUAAACUUUUAUAGAACUGGAAAGCUCCACUGCUUUUGGGGAUAUUGCCACCACGAAUUUUUAGAAGAGUUGAAUUUUUAUGGCAUUCCAGUGGAACUUGUAAACAGUUGCUGCGAAGAUUUUCUAAGGCGAGAGAAAACAGAAGCACAGCUUAAAAGCUCUUCGGAAAUGGCUCAAUCUGCUGACAUUUUCUUGUCCAACUCUGGAGGAUCAAUGCGCGAGAGACUGUGGUAUUUGUUCGAAUAUCCACAACAUAGUUUUCUAGGGAGAAUAAUAUUGUAUGCAGUCGGGAUUUUUAUAUUAGCAAGUGUUGUCGGAACAGUGACUGAGACGGUCCCAUGCCCAGACAUAGCCUGUGGUUUGAAAUAUAAAUGGGAAUUUUUUUAUCUAGAAGGAAUUUGUGUUGGAGCAUUCACGCUCGAGUUUAUAGCAAGAUUGUGGGCAGCACCAUCCCGGAAGGCUUUCAUGAAAGAAAUUCUAAAUAUUAUCGAUUUAGUGGCAAUAAUUCCUUUCUAUUUAACGUUGUGUUUCUUAAUCGCGACGCAAGGUGCAGGAGGAGGGAGUCUCAAGUUGCUAGCGGCUCUUAAAGUUCUUCGCGUCGUACGAGUAUUCAAACUCGCUAGACACUCGCAGAAGUUACGAGAGUUAGGAAUGACUAUAAAGAAUGCGUCAUCAGACUUGGCUUUCUUAUCGUUCGCGUUAUUUAUGGCAGUCUUACUCUUCGCAAGUGUUAUUUAUUUUGCGGAAAAUGGGAAUAAACCGCCAACAUUUAGUAGUAUUGUCGACGCGAUGUGGUAUACCGGAGUUACGAUCAUAACACUCGGGUGAGUUACUUCUUUAAACUAAACUGAACUUUGUACUGAUUGGUUGAUUUUAUUAUCAUAAUGUUUUCCCACCAAUCAGAUCAGUUUGUUACGGGAAAAUUUUCCGCGGAAAGAAAAAUUUGUAAAAUGUGAUUGGCCGACACAAAUUUUCUGUCGGAAAAAAAUUUUGAAAUUGAAAAUUUUCAACUUUUAACAAUGAUAUUUUCGAAACAUUUUCUGUCCGUGGAAAAUUUUCGUGAGUGGAAAUGGGCCUUGAGGAUGUUUAAGUUUCAAAUUUUAGAUGCGCACCAAAUAGGCUAGCUACUCGCAUAUUUUGAAAGGCGUUGCGUAUAGGCUAAAGUAGACCAUAGUCAAUUGUGAUAUGGGUCUGGAAACUCGUGCAAGAUGAGGCAAUGUUUGGCAUGAUGAAACAGCCAUCUAAUAGCAUCGCUUCGCCUAGUCACUAACCGUACUGGUGAAAUAUUAAUAGGCGAACUUUCAAAAGCUUUGUGCACGGUGGAGCGGUCUCAACAUAAAAUCGGUUUCGGCUGACGGUGGGCAGAGUUCUAUAGUGGUUGAGACGCUUGAUUGUGAUGAUUACAUAAAUAUAUAACCGCAGUUGAUUACUAGAAGCAACUAACAAGUUAAAUGACAAAGUUAUAUUCCAGCUUUAAACAGUUAGCUACCAGGGGCCGGUUGUAUAAAACUCUUAAUCACUUUUUUAAUCGCUGUUUUGUAGUUAAAUAGUGAUUAACUCUCAAAUAGGCGCUUCUUAUUGGAUGAAAUUUCCACUAACUAUAGUUAACUUUAAUCACUUUUUUAUACAACCUGCCCCCAGUUAGCUAACUGCAUUUGGCGGUUGACAAACAUAACAUCAUAGUAAAGAAUUGUCAGUCAAAAUACAAUUAUCAAUGUUUUAAAAUUGACGCCAUCAAAUAAAACAAAGUUGAUGAUAUUUUCUAAUUUGUUUAUAAAACAUGUGAACAAAUUUAUAUUUACAUCUAUCCAUGUUCGUUCAUGCAUGUUGAAGUCGAAUUCAAAAAGAGUACUGGGGAAACCGUUUCUCAAUAUAGACUUGAGAUGAGAUCAUUUUAGGACUGUCAUCUUAGACAUUUUUGGACAAACAUCAGAUCAUUUUAGGACAGCCAUUUUUUAUCAUUUUAGGACAAACAUCAGAUCAUUUUAGGACAGUCGUUUUUGAUAAUUUUAGAACAAACAUCAAAUCAUUUUAGGGCAGUCAUUUUAGAUCAUUUUUGGACAAACAUCAGAUCAUUUUACUUUUAGACAGGGACGCCGGAACGAUGUGAAGGCAAGGGGGGCAGAUUUUCGUGAAAGGGCACUUUUGAAUUGAUAUAUACUAAGAGAUGUUUCCAAAACAUCGGGAGUUGAACUUCGCCUCAUCAUGUUUUCUAUUUAUUGGAUGAUAGGGUUGUGAGGGGGUUCUCCGCCAGGCGAUUGUGCUAUUCUUGAAGCUCGAUGACUGCAUUUCUUGCGUUUUCUGAAGCAAAUUCGUAAAAGAAUUGCACUAACAUUUCUGACAAUUCGCUAUUUCGCCAAGGCAAUCCUUUAAAUUGAAAGGGAACCUUUGCCCCCCUUGCCCCUCCUUGCCCCGGCUGCCGCUCCUGCCCCCCAGUUCCGGCGUCCCUGAUUUUAGAGCAGUCGUCUUAGGACAAACAUCAGAUCAUAUUAGGGCAGUCAUUUUAGAUCAUUUUAGAACAAAUAUCACAUCACUUUAGGGCAGUAACUUUUGAUCAUUUUUGGACAAACAUCAGAUCAUCUUAGAGCAGUUCCAAUUCAAUAACUCAUUCUUGAACUCAUUCAAAUGUUUCUGCAUUUUCUUCUCAGAUAUGGGGAUGUCGUCCCAAAAACGGUUUUCGGGAAGAUUUUGGGUAGUAUGUGUUGUGUAUUUGGACUUUUUGUCGUAUCCCUAGUUGUCCCGGUCAUACAAGAGAAAGAAAAGACGUAAAAAGGAAUGAAAGAUACGAUGCAGGCAUCGUUUGCAAUCAACAAAGGUCCACUACGCUGCAACCGUUGUUUUUGCAAGGCCCGGUUGUUCAAAGCUGAAUAAACGCUGACCCUCGGUUAAGAUUUAACCUGCUGUAUUAGUUUAUGUACUUGUUUAUUUCAUCUGUUUAUUUCAAAACUGUUUAUUUCAUCUGUUUAUUUCAAAACGCACAUCUGUUUAUUUCAAAACUUCAGGGAAGAAAACCUCUACUGAUCCGGACACGAUUUCUGAACUGAGAACUAUUUUCAGUUUUUUAAACAAAACCCAGGGUUAAGCUAAUCAGUUUUUGAACAACUGGUCUGGAGGGAAACCAAUUAUCACGAGCCGUUUUCGGAUCUUUGCAAGAACUUGUCCCCUCUACCUUAUAUGAUUAUGGCAUUCCUGGUGAAAUAUUUAACGGUGUUUCCUCAUAGGAAAUAAAAAAUAUAAUACGGUAGUUGUUUUGCGAGGGAAAAUUGAAGAACAUGGAGCAUUUCUAGCGCUGAUGAUGACUUAUAGCGCUGUAGUAAACAUGAAUAAAAGAGAAAGGCAGCACAGAGAAUCGCACCUCACUGGAAAAAAUUUUGAAAAUCCAUAGAAGGUCAUAGAAUGGAAAUUGUAUGGACCUUUAUUGGGAAUAGAAUGGAUUUUGCUUAUCCAUAAUAAUUGUAUAUUUCUAUAGUAUGGAUAUAGUAUCGAAAUAGGAUGGAUACACUAUGGAUUUAGUGGUGCAAUUGCAAAUUUCGUAGUAUGGAUUUCACUUUUUUUCCCAGUGCCUUGGAGAGAUUUUCUUCCGCUCUCGUUGGUUUUCCUUAUUUUAAAGUCAAUGAAAGCAUGGAUAUUAAAAACAUAACAUAUAACAUUCAAUUUGAUAGAUAUGUGCAUACUUUUAUUUAUAUUUUUCACGCAUUGUUGAAAAUAAAAUGAAUAUAUAAUUUUGUCAGAAAAUGAAAAUACAAUUUUCAAUUGAUCAUGUUUCAGCGUCUAAAGAUCUAUCCUGCAAAAUUCCAGCUUUUAAUUUAUGCGUGCAGGGGGUGAUGGGAAGUAAGGUAUCAUUUUGCUGAUUAUGCUGAAAAAUUUCAAUAAAAACUGUCGAAACAACCGAAAUAUUUCAAUCAUAGUCUUUCAAAACAUGGUUUGGAAACUCCGCUAAAGUCUUUGUUCUAUCUUUUUGUUCGCCUUUAUGCAGUUUUGUGCACGGUGCACGGUCAAUGAACACAUUGUAUUUCAGUAUAAUGAACGAAUCAUCCAAUAGCAACGUUUCAGUUUAGUCAUUCAACCAUGCUAUUUAAAUAUUAAUAAACCUAAUAAAACAAAGGAUGUGCACGGUGUAAGGUACGGCUCAACAUAAAAUCCCAGCUCAUUAUAACCGCUUUGAAGUUUACUGAGUUUCCAGACCAUGUCUCGAAAGACUAUGUAUAAGCUUAUUUACAAGUAUAAGCUACCACUCCGUGUUUACACGGCCGCCAUUUUUUUUCUUCAGCAUAAUCAGCAAUAUGAUACCUUUUUUCUCAUCCCCCCCUGCACGCAUAAACUAAAAGCUGGAAUUGCCUAUUGCACCUUGUCAUAGUUAUAUAUUAAUGUUAACUAUGACCUUGUCUAUAAAUAUUUUAAAUACGUAUUUCGUAAACUGGCUGAAAUUCAACGCCAUUGGUAAAUAAGCGAAUAGACGGCAGAUCAGGAAAACGAAUCAGGAAAGAGGUCAUAGCGUAGGACUAAGGGGAGUACGGGGGGUGCGUCUUUUCCACGUCCAUUUUCCUACUUGUGCAAGGAGUCAAACAUAGUUCACCCUCCGUCUAGAGUUGCUAUUUCCUAACACUUACGGGGGGUGCGUCUUUUCCACAUCCCCAUAUCUGCCAUAUUCCCUGUGAUUACAAUUCACGAUUUCGUCAUUUCCAUGCAUCAAUCUAUGAUACAGUCUAGGACUUCUCGGCACAGUACUGACUUGAAAUACUAGACGAUUCCGUGUCGGAUACAUCUGUUCAUGAUCGAUUCGUUGCCUUAGGUUGUUUAGCCAUGUUCAGUGUUCUCGCUUUUGCGCGUAAGGUGGUGACUAAGACAGGAUUAUAACGACAACAGAAAGAAGGACAGGAAUCUGUAGCUACUCUGAAGACUGUGUACAUAUGAUCUGGGGCAGCAAUUUCUGAAGAAACUUCAUUUUCAGAAGACACUGCUUUACUACCUAGUAGUUCUUUUGAUAUUGUGUUCGAAAAGAAAGAUUUGGUAUCAUUCGCUGUCACAGAUGAAGUCACUGUUGGAGGACCCACGGACCCUGUGCGUUGUUCAUAUUUAGCCGCCAGUUUUACCAAUUCUUUGGAUGAAAAAUUAUUCGAACCGCUCUCGCCCUGUAACGAGCAGACCGUAGACCAUUGUUCAUUGAAAUUCUGCCAGCUCUGCGGAUCAUUUCGUUCUGUUUUGCCUUUCAAAUUGUCUUGAAUUUCGUUCUUCACGUUUUUUUGUCCAUCAUCAGCUAAUGUGUAUACAGAUGUAAUACGAAUAGGAAGAUCUUCCGACAUAACGAAUAUUUCGCGAGAACUAUACCGUGAAUUCUUUACGCAGUUUUAACAAUAAAAGCCAAACAUUAUACUGUGACUGUUUAUGCGCAAUUUUUGAUAUUUGACGCAAGAAAUACACACAAAAGUGUAUCAGAUUACAUGAAAUUCGAGUACCAUUUUUCAGUUUCGGUUGUAUUUGUCAGAUUUGGUUACAAUUCUACACUAUAAACUUCACAAAUCACGGAGUAUUUUCAUGAAAUACAUAAAAACUCCGAACAAAGAGUGUCUUUACACUUCUACAAUGCCUCCGAGCCAUUUUGGGGGGAAUAUCAGAACGCAUAUUCAAUGACGCCACACAUCAUCUCAUAUUUCGUUUGUCAGCUCAUAGUCAGCUGUUGAGCGUGUGAUGCAACAUUUGAAACAUAAGAACAAACUUCUAUCUUCGAAACAUCGAAGUUUAUUGUUGCACCAUGCUGUCCAUGCACACAAAUCCGCCAAUUGUAUUCUUCAUUAGGCCAACGAAAAUUGAUACCAUGUUUCUCGUCCACAAUUUUCAAAAAUUUGGAGCGGGAUUUUUUCAUUUUUCAUUAUUGUUUGUAUUUGAAUUCUGCUUGUCAAUAAUUUCCUUGACCCAGACUACCCAGUAAAAAAACCCAUAAAAAUCUGAAGUAAAUCGGUGUAUAAAUCAUUUUAAUUGAAUACGUCCUACACUGCAGUAUAUUUCUACACAUACCAGGGCUGACAUGACAAAUAGAGGCAUUCUGGCGAGUAAUAUCUUUAGAAAGAUACAAUUUGAGUUGCGCUUGCGGAAUGCAGCAACAAGACUUUGAUCUGGAGAUCAAUUUGGUGUUUUAUUAAGCCGAUUUUUCAAAAAUAAUGAAUAAUGAAAAAGUUUCGUGCGGCAGAUAAAUCCCAUGCGGGUGGGGACGAGAAACAUGAUAUCAAUUUUCAUUGACCUUACGGUGAAUUCCUGUGAGAAGAAAUAUACAGGGUGUAUCAAAAAAAACUGAACAGAUUUAAAAUUGCUCUCAAUUUUGCAAAACAGCUAUUUGUAGCUGUUUUUUAUAUAUAUAGCUUCUUUGG
Paramuricea clavata is the source of this 20162-nucleotide messenger RNA. NCBI's taxonomy places the organism in Eukaryota, Metazoa, Cnidaria, Anthozoa, Malacalcyonacea, Plexauridae. The record is from the annotation of a GenBank genome assembly.